AUGGCAUCUUGUUUGGUUUUUCAGGUUCUACUACAGUUGGACCCAUUCCUCAAUGAACUCACGAGCAUGUUCGAGAAAAGCAAAGAGAAGGGUUCUGUGUGGGUUACUUUGAAAAGAUAUGUCUCGUUUAUAGAAGUGAUAUUACUUGUGUCAGCAACUUUGAAGUCUAAGCUGCAGAAGAGGAAACUGAGUUCAGCUGGAGAAACCAUGGAGUACAGAUGCCUUAUUCGAGCAACUGAUGCAAAGAAAACGAUUUCUACAUCGGUUGGGGCUAAGGAUCACCAGAGAUUCCAAGCAUCAUACGCUACCAUUCUUAAGGCCCACAUGACUGCUUUGAAGAAGAGGGAGAGGAAAGACCGGAAGAAAUCCACAGAGGCAGAGAAGAAAGAAGGCACCUCAACCACUAAGCCCAAGAAACCUUGA
Thlaspi arvense is the source of this 423-nucleotide messenger RNA. The record is from the annotation of a GenBank genome assembly. NCBI's taxonomy places the organism in Eukaryota, Viridiplantae, Streptophyta, Magnoliopsida, Brassicales, Brassicaceae.